This is a messenger RNA of Corticium candelabrum, 3435 nucleotides long. RefSeq lists its product as uncharacterized. NCBI's taxonomy places the organism in Eukaryota, Metazoa, Porifera, Homoscleromorpha, Homosclerophorida, Plakinidae. Bases 319 to 3111 code for a protein of 930 amino acids. The transcript is spliced from 11 exons. Gene Ontology annotation, biological process: protein phosphorylation. The record is from RefSeq and is a predicted model, not a curated record. Gene Ontology annotation, molecular function: protein binding; protein serine/threonine kinase activity; ATP binding.
ACAGGCACAGACCCCGGCAUUCAUCAUCCUCGGAUUGUUAAUCCUUGGUGUCUGUGUACGUUUAAAUUCAUCACUUAAUUUCAUCACAGUGACUGCUGCAAUGUGUGGGGAGACUCUACAUUUGUCGGUCAUUUGUUCCAAGUUCUAUUUAUCUGGUGCUGGUCUAUAUGCAUCACACAGAAGAGCAUCUGGCCUCUUAAGUUUUGACAAAGCGGUGUCAUCAGUGAUGUCAUGCAUGAUCAGUGAACUAUAGCUCACGUACUGCAGGCUCCGCCAUCUGGAAGAUUAUUUCCUGAGAGUGUUGUAAUUGGGGAGAAAAUGUUUGUCUGGGGAGGACGCACUGCUGUAGUGAGUGAAUUUCAUUCUCGUCUGAACGUACUUAGUGUGAACAUGAUAUCUGGAGUGUGGCAUGCCUACACUGCUGCUACUCCAGACACACCAACACCUUGUACUGGAGCAUGCAGUGCUGUCAGUAACAAUACUAUCUAUUCACAUGGAGGACGAACUAGCUGGUCACCAUUAAGAAGAUCAGAGGAAAUGUACAAACUCAACAUUGAGGAGAUGAGAUGGAGAAGAGUGGAAACAAAAGGAACUAAACCUGCAGGAAGGAAUGCAGCAGCGAUGUGUAGUGUUAAUGGCAAACUUCUUAUGAUGGGUGGUCAUGGUUCUAUCUCAUUAAACAAACUACAUCCACAAGCUGAAUACAAGAAGGAUACUGGCAAGUUAGGUGAAGGCAGGAACAAUGAAUUAUGGUCAUUUGAGCUGGAGUCAGGAUGUUGGUCUCCAGUGUGUGUGACUGGUUCUAAACCAUCUCCACGUGAUGGUCACACAUUGACAGCUGUGGAUGAGAAACGAGUCCUCUUGUUUGGCGGCUAUGAUGGUCGGAAAUGUUUGAAUGAUUUGUGGUUGUUUGAUUAUACGAGAAAGAUGUGGACUCACAUCACACCAUCUUCUCUAUUGUGGCCACAGCCAAGGUAUUACCACACUAUGUGUAUAGUAGGCUGUAAAGAUGAGGAGAUCAAGAUAUUACUGAUGGGAGGAUAUGAUGGAAGUGUUAUGAAAGACUGUUGGAUGAUCGAUGUGAUGAGAGGCAGCAGUGAGAAGCUUGUAAUUGAUGGGGAGAUAUUUGGUCGCUAUGGUCAUUGUGCUGGUUGUAUUACACUACCAGAUGGCACUGUAGCUAUCAGUGCAUUUGGUGGUUAUUCCUUGUCUGGUGCUGUUGUUGCCAGUCCUUGUUUCUACCACUGGAAUCUUUCCCAAUCAACUGUUCUUCAUGUUGGAAUACCAGCAGCAAGAGUUGGUUUACAUGCUGUGUCUCGUAUUGCAGCAAAUACUUCUCUUGCAGGUGGAAUGAGUCAAAAGACUGAGCAAAUGGCAGGAGAAUUUAAGUGUCUUUUAUCAGGACAGGAUACACUGACAUCAGCGGCGUGUCAGUAUGACAGAAGCGUUUCUUGUCUUUUAUCUCCUGCUGCCUACCUGCAACCUCAAGUUUGUAUUUUGUUUGUGACUAUUCAUAAGGCUGACAAGACAUUUGGCUCUCAAUUAGCUAGCAAGCAGAGUGUUGGUGAGCUGGUGAAGCAACUGGCAGAACAAGUGGAGUGUUUGAGAGUAGCAUACGAAACAAAGGAUAGACAAAUUACUGAAGACAUGCAGCAGCAAGAGAAGGUAUUGGAUGCUGCAAUGGGACAAAGAGAAGUGUUGCAAACAGAAAGAGGGCAGAUGCAAGCACAGAUAGAAAAUAUGCAGAAACAGAUUGAAAAUCUGCGGAAAGAAAAGAUGUCUUUACAAGAAGCCCUAACUGAAGAAAAAUCAAAUAAUGGUGACUUACAACAUGCACUUAAUAAAGAACAAAGAGACAAAGCUCAAUUGCAACGUGAUCUACAUGAAGAGCAACUGGAUAAGCAGAACGUACAAGAUACUUUGUGUGAUGCUUUAAGAAAGAACAAUGAACUACAGCAUCAUAUUCAUGAUGAGCAAGAACAAAAGAUGAUGCUACAACAAGAUCUGAAUGAGGAACAAACACAGAAACAGCAGUUAAUUCAAGAGAAGAUGAAGCUGCAACAAGAGCUUAAUGAGGAACAAACUCAGAAACAGCAGUUAAUUUCUGACAAACAUGCAUUAGAACAGGCUCUACAUGAGAAACAAAGAGAGAAGGGUGAUGUUGAAGAACUACUGGCUGUUGCACGGGUGGCGAACACUCAGAGCAGAAAGAAGCUGAGACAAAGUAAGGAGGUGCUGAAAAUUCUAUCAGGCGACAUUCGUGUAACUGAACAUAUACUAGGACAUGGAGCAUAUGGAGAUGUUCAUAUUGCCUAUUGGCAAGGCUGUCCUGUUGCUGUGAAAAUGUUGUAUGAUACUUUGCUCAGUAAUCAUUCAAAUGUAGUUGAACUGUUACAGCAGGAAGUUUCGGUUGCUUGGAAAAUACAUCAUCCCAACAUUGUUCUUGUCUGCGGUAUGGCAUUGGAGCUUGAGGAGCAGAAGAAGACGGCUUGGAUUGUGAUGGAGCUUCUACAGGGCUCUGUGGCUGGUGUUAUUGAAGCUGCAAAGAAGGAAGAUGUUUUAUCUUUGACAUUACGAGAAAAGUUGGAUGUAACUCAUGAUGCUUUGUGUGGUCUCAAUUACCUUCACAGUUUGCCUAAUGCUAUUCUUCAUGGUGACAUUCGUCCUUCCAAUAUUCUGGUAAGUAGAGUGAUGAAUGCCAAGCUGGGCGAUCUAGGAGCAGCUCGAUUCACUGAUACAUCACUUUCAGCUGGUUUUUUGAGUCCUGAUUACAUUGCACCAGAGAGACUGGAUGGUCGAUCAGCGCAGAAGAAUGAGGAGACGGAUGUGUACAGCAUGGGGGUGACUCUGUGUGAGUUGUUUACAAGUGUUUCUCCAGAUCGUUCACAUCGUCUUGAACAACUUCUACUCAUCCAGCACAGUAGGGUUGGUGCUCUGUGUGCUCGUAUGGUGUCAGAUGAUCCUGACAGACGGCCAUUGGCUGCAGAAGUUCUUGCUGACAUUGACCAUGUGCGUCAAACAGCAGAAUACAAGGCAUGUCCUCCUAAAAGAAUGGUGAAAGGCAAGCUGGAUGGAGUAGAAGAUGUGACACUUACUGACUGCUUGUGGUGAAUUGUGUGGCAGCAAAUAAUUCAGGACAAAUUACCCAGGUCAUAAACAAUAACAAUAUUCUAAUUUUACUAAAUUAUUUCUUGUUACAGUUAAUUAUUAAUUAAUUAAAUAUUUAGAUGUGUCAGGUAUACGUAAUGCAGUGAUCUCUAGAAUUGAGUAAACAACUUGACAGCUUGAUCUGUUAUGUGUAUAUACAAUACAGUAAGUGGUCAAAUUGUGCUUGUGCUGAGCAUUCUUUUGAGGUAGUCAGUUUGUAAAUAGAUAUAGAGAAGCUUUACAGAGUUUCUGUGGAUGUUUCUGUAUGAAUGGAGGAAAAUUGUGAGA